AUGAAUAGAAUCUUCCCUCAGCCAAGGACCUUGGAUGGAAACCCAGAGGGGGAAAGCAAGACCCUUGGAAGUGAAGAAGAUUGCUGCGGCCCCUUCUCCUGCUGUACCCGCCGAGGUUUCUGGAUCUCUACCUGGACCUUGCUCCUGCUUGUGUCUCUGACUCUUAUCAUCUGGCUGGUCAGCAGCUUCGGACUCCCACCACCAUCUCCAACAACUAGGGCCUGUGCCACUACAUCCAACCAGACAGGUUUCCUCUGUGAUGACCGGGAGACUUGUAUUCCUGCCAGCCUCGUGUGUGACCGUGUCCGUACCUGUGCACACGGAGAGGACGAAGAAGAAGCCUUGUGCGGCAACAUCCCCCACAGCCUCCCCAGUUUCUUGGUGUUCCACUGCAGUGACUCCACGUCCUGGGUCUUCGAGGAUCAGAAAUGCGACGGCUUCAAUGACUGCGGAGACUGCUCUGAUGAAGGCGCCUUGGCCCGCUGCCCGCCCUGCGGGCCCCAGUGGUGGAGCUGCCCCUCCACCUUCCACCAGUACUGUGGCUGUGUCCCUCGGCACCUCUGUCGGGACCGGGUGCAGCACUGCUCGGACUGGUCAGAUGAGUACAUCUGCCCCAGGAAGGCCUCCUUACUCCUCCAGUCCUCAGGGAUCUCCUGUCUCGGGGCUGUGGUGGCGGUUCACCAAGGUUUGCUGGGUGACCUUGGCCAGGAUACAGCUGCGCUGGGGGCAGAGAAGCUUCUUGUUCCCUCGGUGUUCGUGGAGGGGGGAGGAUGCAUCGGCCUCACAUCACAGAGAGGCUGCCAUGACGACACUCCCAGCCAUGGCUUCAUGAAGCCACUGGUGGGUUGGGUGAAGGUGGACCCCAAAGGCAGACGGGCAGCCCUCAUGCCAGAGGUGCUCAUCCUCCUGAACAGCCCCUCCACCGCGCUCCUGUGA
Messenger RNA from Trichosurus vulpecula (common brushtail), 936 nucleotides. RefSeq names its product low density lipoprotein receptor class A domain containing 1 (gene LDLRAD1). Gene Ontology annotation, cellular component: plasma membrane. Bases 1 to 936 code for a protein of 311 amino acids. The transcript has 9 exons. Gene Ontology annotation, molecular function: protein binding. The record is from RefSeq and is a predicted model, not a curated record. Lineage: Eukaryota; Metazoa; Chordata; Mammalia; Diprotodontia; Phalangeridae.